Messenger RNA from Mesocricetus auratus (golden hamster), 2959 nucleotides. It is a transcript of the gene Tpx2, whose product is annotated as TPX2 microtubule nucleation factor. The coding region runs from base 177 to 2429 and encodes 750 amino acids. Gene Ontology annotation, cellular component: microtubule; spindle. The transcript is spliced from 17 exons. NCBI's taxonomy places the organism in Eukaryota, Metazoa, Chordata, Mammalia, Rodentia, Cricetidae. The record is from RefSeq and is a predicted model, not a curated record. Gene Ontology annotation, biological process: regulation of mitotic spindle organization; activation of protein kinase activity.
GUGGGAAGGUGAGGGGGAGCAGCCGUGCGCCGGGAGCCGUCCCUCCAGGUUUCCGAGAGGGUAGGGGAUCCUUGGGUCAGGCCCUGACAGCCUAGACAGCGCGCGGGCUUCGGUGACUGGGCUUUGUGAGGGAUACAAUCCUGGAAGAGCUUGUUCUUCUACACUAAGUGGGGGCAAUGUCACAAGUUACAACAACUACUUACUCUUUUGAUGCCCCUACCAACUUCAUCAACUUUUCAUCUUUGGAUGCUGAAGAAGAUACUGAAAAUGUAGACUCCUGGUUUGAGGAAAAGGCCAACUUGGGGAACAAGUUUCUUGGGAAGAAUGGAAUAGAAGAGCUUUUUCAGGGCAAAACUUCCUUGAGAAAAGCCAAACUCCAGCAAAGCCGUGUCACACCUUUGAAGGCAGUUGACAACACUUACUAUAAUGAGACAGAAAAGGAAAAUCUUCAGAAACAUUCCGUUCCAUCAGAUGACUGUUCUUCUGUGAAUGCUGAGGGGGCUGUAUCAGGAAAAACUCCUGUGCAGGCUCAGAGAAGAUCUGUUAGACUCUCUGCUCAGAAGGAUUUGGAGCACAAAUCAAAAAAACAUGCCCUUGUUGAAAUGAAAGCAAAGAGAUGUACCACUCCUUCCAGUGACUUUCCACCUUCCAAAAGAAUAAAAAUGUCUCAUAAAAAGAAACCAGAGGAAGAGGAAGAAGGCAGUGUUCAAGGUACUUCCAGAAAGAAUGAAAGAGAAAGUCUGGAGAAAGUUAAGGGCAAACAUACUGUGCCUGGUGUUCCACCUGCAAGGCAGAAGGUUCUAAAAAGUACUGAAGAGCAGGAGUUGGAGAAGAGAUUGAGAAUGCAGCAGGAGGUGGUGGAGAUGCGGAAAAAGAAUGAGGAGUUCAAGAAGCUUGCUCUUGCAGGGCCAGGGCAACCUGUGAAGAAAUCUGUGAACCAAGUCACCAAAACAGUUGACUUUCACUUCCUCACAGAUGAGCGAAUCAAACAACAUCCUAAGAACCAGGAAGAGUAUAAGGAAGUGAAUUUCAUGUCUGAACUUCGAAAGCAUCCUCCAUCUCCUGUAAGUUGCCAGGCCCGAGUGACUAAAGGAUGCACCAUUGUUAAACCUUUCAAUCUGUCCAAAGGAAAGAAAAGAACAUUUGACGAAACAGCUUCCACAUAUGUGCCCAUUGCACAGCAGGUUGAAGCCUUCCACAAACGGACCCCUAGUAGAUAUCAUCUGAGGAAUAAGAAGGAAGAGAACUUGUUACCCUCCAGAUCUGUGACCAAGCUCUCAAGAGAUCCCCAGACUCCCAUCCUGCAAACCAAAUACCGUGCAAGGGUUGUGACCUGCAAAAGUACAGCAGAGCAGGAGGCCGAGGAGCUCGAGAAGCUGCAGCAAUAUAAAUUCAAAGCCCGAGAACUUGAUCCAAGAAUUUUUGAAAGUGGACCCAUCUUGCCCAAGAGACCUCCUGCUAAACCUCCCACUCAACCUGUUGGUUUUGAUUUGGAAAUUGAAAAACGAAUUCAAGAGCGAGAGUCAAAGAAAAAAUCAGAGGACGAACACUUUGAGUUUCAUUCCAGACCUUGCCCUACUAAGAUCUUGGAGGAUGUCGUGGGUGUUCCUGAAAAGAAGGUAAUUCCAGCCACUGUCCCCAAGUCACCAGUGUUUGCAUUGAAGAACAGGAUCCGCAUGCCCACCAAAGAAGAAGAGGAAGAGGAUAAACCAGUUGUGAUACGAGCUCAACCUGUUCCACAUUAUGGGGUGCCUUAUAAGCCCCAUAUUCCAGAGACAAGAAACGUAGAGGUGUGCCCUUUCUCCUUUGAUACCCGGGACAAAGAGCGCCAGUUGCAGAAGGAGAAGAAAAUAAAAGAAAUGCAGAAAGGGGAGGUGCCCAAGUUCAAGGCACUUCCUCUGCCCCAGUUUGACACUGUUAACUUGCCAGAGAAAAAGGUAAAGAGUGUGACUCAAGCUGAGCCCUUCUCUCUGGAGACAGACAAGAGAGGUGCCUUUAAAGCUGAGGUGUGGAAGCACCAGCUGGAGGAAGAACUGAAACAGCAGAAGGAAGCCGCUUGCUUCAAGGCUCGUCCAAACACCGUCAUCUUCCAAGAGCCCUUUGUUCCCAAGAAAGAGAAGAAAUCAGUUGCUGAGAACCUGUCUGGUUCUCUAGUUCAGGAGCCCUUUCAACUGGCCACCGAGAGGAGAGCCAAGGAGCGGCAGGAGUUGGAAAAGAGAAUGGCUGAAGUAGAAGCCUGGAAAAUGCAGCAGUUGGAGGAAGUUAGACAACAGGAAGAGGAACAGAAAAAGGAGGAGCUAGUCAAGCUCCGGAAAGAACUGGUACACAAGGCGAAUCCAAUCCGCAAGUAUGCAGCCGUAGAGGUGAAGUCAAGUGAGCUACCGUUGACCGUGCCCGUGUCUCCUAAGUUCUCCACCCGAUUCCAAUAGGAGCGCUCCACAUCACACCAUUCACGGAGAGAGGCCUUUCUCAGACUCACCUACCCGUGAUUCCUAUAGGAGCGCUCCACAUCACACCAGUCACGGAGAGAGGCCUUUCUCAGACUCACCCACCCGUGAUUCCGAUAGGAGCGCUCCACAUCACACCAGUCACGGAGAGAGGCCUUUCUCAGACUCACCUGUGAUUCCAAUAGGAGCGCUCCAGAUCACACCAGUCAUAGAGAGAGGCCUUUCUCAGACUCACCCACCCGUGUGUGGCAGUGGACCUGACAACUGUGGAUGCUGGUUUUUUUGAAGAUCACUUUACACAGUUUUGAAGCUAAUGAGAUGAAACUCAUUUAGGCUUUAACCUGACUUUUCUUGUAGUUAUCUCUUUCCAACAGUAGUUGGUCCUUUACUAUUGAUUUUAGCUGUGGCUAGAAUUUCAAGUGUUUUGGCACGUCUAAUUAUUUUCUGCUAAUCUCCCCCACCCCCAUUUUAUAUGUAUAUUUUAAGCGUAAAAUAAAGGCAGUUAAAUCCUG